GUUGGAUCCUGCGGAACCCCCUUCAACACGAACGAUUUGAUCGUCGCCAUGAACGCACACCAGAUGGAGGGUACAUCCCAGUGUGGUAAGUCCGUCAAGAUCACGUCUGGAGGCAAGACUGUCACCGCCCGUGUAACCGAUACCUGCCCUGCCCAGUUCUGCGCCCCCGGUUCCUUGGAUCUCAGCCAGGCCGUCUUCAAGAGGUUGGCCCCUCUCAGCAAGGGUGUCAUCAGCAUCCAAUGGGAUUUU
This is a messenger RNA of Gamsiella multidivaricata, 249 nucleotides long. RefSeq names its product RlpA-like double-psi beta-barrel-protein domain-containing protein-containing protein. The transcript has a single exon. The annotation marks the transcript as partial. NCBI's taxonomy places the organism in Eukaryota, Fungi, Mortierellomycota, Mortierellomycetes, Mortierellales, Mortierellaceae. The record is from RefSeq and is a predicted model, not a curated record.